Molecule: messenger RNA, 2651 nt
Organism: Drosophila subpulchrella
Lineage: Eukaryota; Metazoa; Arthropoda; Insecta; Diptera; Drosophilidae
Gene: kappaTry
Product: transmembrane protease serine 9
Exons: 3
Coding region: 25-2529 (834 amino acids)
Biological process (GO): proteolysis
Molecular function (GO): serine-type endopeptidase activity
Source: RefSeq, a predicted model, not a curated record
UUUAGUCACACGUCGAUCAACGAAAUGAACAAAGUUAUAUUACGGAUUUGUGCGGUACUGCUCGUGCUGGGGAUUUCCGCCGUGGUGGCCCAACCAGAUGGAAGGAUUGUUGGCGGUGCAGAUACCUCCAGUUACUAUACCAAAUAUGUGGUGCAGCUGCGCAGGCGCAGUUCUUCGAGUAGCUCCUAUGCCCAGACCUGUGGUGGCUGCAUCCUGGAUAAUGUGACCAUAGCAACCGCGGCACAUUGUGUCUACAAUCGCGAGGCGGAGAACUUCCUAGUGGUGGCCGGAGAUGCUAGCCUUGGUGGCAUGAAUGGUGUGGUGGUGCGAGUUACGAAAUUGAUUCCCCACCAGCUCUACAACGCCUCAAUCACGGAUAAUGACAUUGCCCUCGUUAUCGUGGACCCCCCUCUGCCUUUGGCCACCUAUGACACCAUGGAAGCCCUUGAAAUCGCCUCGACUCAACCUGCUGUGGGUGCCCAGGCCACCAUUAGCGGUUGGGGUUACACUAAGGAGAAUGGCCUGUCCUCCAAUCAGCUUCAGCAGAUUAAUGUUCCCGUUGUGGAUUCCGCAAAGUGCCAGGAGGCCUACUACUGGCGACCCAUCAGUGAUGGAAUGCUGUGUGCUGGUGUCCAGGAGGGCGGCAAGGAUGCCUGUCAGGGAGACUCCGGAGGUCCACUCGUUGUGGCCAACAAACUCGCUGGCAUUGUUUCCUGGGGAGAGGGAUGUGCCCGUCCCAACUAUCCCGGAGUCUAUGCUAAUGUGGCUUACUUUAAGGACUGGAUAGCCGAACAGCGAGCUUCUUAUGCAUUCUCGAUUCUGCGUGGCUUUGCAAACAUGUCGCGCUCUUGGUUGGUUUGCCUUUCGGCCCUUCUCGCCUGCCUGGUGGCCCUUACGCAGGGUCUUCCCCUCCAGGAGGAUCAGGACGAGAAGAGCGUGCCCGACGGUCGCAUUGUGGGUGGCUAUGUGACGGACAUUGCCCAGGUUCCGUACCAGAUUUCCCUGCGCUACAAGGCCCUUAGCACGCCGGAGAAUCCCUACCGUCAUCGCUGCGGUGGUUCCAUUAUAAGCGAAACUGAGGUCGUGACGGCGGCGCACUGUGUCAUCGGCACGGUGGCAAGUCAGUUCAAGGUGAUUGCCGGAUCAAACUAUCAAACUGGUUCCGAUGGCGUUAUUACCAACGUCAAGGGUAUCUAUAUGCACCAGGAGUAUUACUCGGGAGCGGCCUACAACAACGAUAUCGCCAUUCUCGUUGUGGAUCCCCCACUACCACUCAAUAACUUCACCAUCAAGGCCAUCAAGUUGGCCUCAGAGCCACCGCUAGAAGGAACGAUCAGCAAGAUCAGCGGCUGGGGAACCACUUCCCCCGGUGGCUACUCCUCGAAUCUUCUCCUCGCCGUCGAUGUGCCGAUCGUGAGCAACGAACUGUGUGAUCAGGACUACGAGGACUUUAUCGAUGAGACCUACCACAUCACUCCAGUCAUGCUGUGCGCCGGAAAGCGGGGAGUCGGUGGUGCGGAUGCCUGCCAGGGUGAUUCCGGAGGACCCUUGGUGGUGCGGGAUGAGCUCUAUGGCGUCGUGUCCUGGGGCAACAGCUGCGCCCUGGCCACCCAUCCCGGCGUCUAUGCCAAUGUCGCUACCCUGAGGUCUUGGAUCGAUGCCAUUAGGGCAGAGCUGCAAUAUUCGAUAGGAACCUCAGGCUCGUGCAAAUCGUCGGAAAGGAUCAGGACCAUGUGUAUCCCGCUACUGCUGCUGGCCAUUGGGUUCUCAUCCAUUUUAUCCAUUGAUGGACUGACCCAACCGGAGGGCAGGAUUAUUAAUGGCACUACGGUGGACAUAGCCCGUCAUCCGUAUCUGGUCUCCAUUCGGUAUCGCCGGGAUGAGGAGUCGAGCUACAAGCACGAGUGUGCUGGAGUCAUCAUCUCGGAGCAGGCAUUGCUCACCAGUGCCCAGUGCAUUGUUGACUUACCCGAGGGCACUAAGCUUCUGGCUGUGGCUGGAGCUAAUACCCGCAAUGGAACCGAUGGAUUUAUUUACCCCGUUGCCAACUGGACCCAUCAUCCGAACUACGAUCCUAUCACAGUGGACAAUGAUAUCGGCGUCCUCCUGCUGGACACUCCCUUGAACCUCACGUACUUUGGAAUCAACUCAAUUGCCAUUCGACCGGAGCGUCCGGCAGUGGGUCGUUUGGCCACAGUGGCCGGAUGGGGCUAUCGGGAGGAGUGGGGUCCCUCCAGCUACAACCUGGAGCAGACCGAAGUUCCUGUCGUAAGCGCAGAGCAGUGCAUCCAGAUCUAUGGCACGGGUGAGGUUACUGAAAGGAUGAUCUGUGCGGGCUUUGUGACCCAGGGAGGCAGUGACGCCUGUCAAGGAGACACCGGUGGACCUCUGGUCAUCGAUGGCCAGCUGGUGGGUCUGGUGUCCUGGGGUCGCGGAUGCGCCCGACCCAACUACCCCACCGUCUACUGCUACGUGGCCAGUUUUGUGGAUUGGAUCGAGGAGACCAUAGCAGCUGCUGGAGCGCAAUAAACAUUGGCAUUUUCGCGGCAAUCGAUACGCUAUCUUCAAGUGGCUACCGCCCGGAUAGAGCUACCUAAUUCAAUAAAAAACCGUAAUCAAACAAACAAUAUACUAUGUUAUCGCCUGUAUUG